GCGCACGCAUACCACAGGACUGCCGAAAAAACUGCACGGGAGAGGCGCAGCAACGGGCAAACCGAACCGCGCGCGAAUCAAGUGCUUUGGCCAGUCGCGUUCCCAAUCACUCUACGACUAGGUAGUCCCCCGGUGUGUCCCAAAGAAGCGCUGAAGAGCAGCUGGGUCCUUCGAGUCCUCGACGUCGUCGACGCGCAAGAUAAUACACGCAGGACAUUCUAAACGCUCGGACAUCGUCAUCGCUCUUUCACACUUUCGCGAGACCUGAUUCUGCGACGCGUGUUAUACCUGGACGACGCUACCGAAGGACAAGGCGGAAAAGCAGUGCGCGCCCAUGCGUGUAUCGACGGGAUCGCGAGUACGAGUUACGGUGAUCCAGUUACGCGCGUCCUACACGAGGGGAAGAGGGAAAGGGAGAAACCUUGAAGAGAAGCGACCCAUCGUCACGGUGUGAGUGGUGCUACGGUAUAUACGUGCGAUUAUAAAUCUCGUCCGACAUUUUCGUUUUUAUCUCGGAGUCUCGGAACUUUGGAAAACUCGACGAGAUUGACGAACUUUUUGGGACAGUUCCGCCGGGGAAUAUUGUCACACCGGAGACCGGAAGAAGAGCGAAGAGAAGAGUGCGCCACGUCGAUUCUGCCGAGACGCGCGUGUUAAAGAAGAAAAACGGAGAAAGUGGAAAGCGUUUUUGUUAAAAUCGUGCUAGAUGUUUUGUCACGGUUUUCGCGCGAGACUUUGGUAUUGACGAUGAGGCAGAGUGAUCUUUGUGAAACGUGAGAAUUUCAGUAAACUCGAAUCUUCCGGUUGUCGCCGAGGCACCCUACUUGUUCCCGGGGGUAUCGUUUCAACGUCAUUUUCGGCUCCUCUGGCAAGGACCCUAUUAUGCGAUACGUUCGGUUCUCGCCAACGAAAGAGAUCGUAGAGCACACGGUACAGCUCGAAGACGGUUAGGACGGCUAGGAGAAAAGAGCGUAAGAGCGAAGAGAAUAAGGGACGAACGCAUCUCUCGCGGUGUACUCGGGCAGUGGAAGAAUCGCUGGAGGUCAAAGAGGAAAAGUUCGCAUUCGACGUGUCGUCGUCGUGUUGCCAUUGUCGUCGUUGCCGUCGUCGUUGUCGUCGUCGUCGUCGUCGUCGUCGACGUCGUCGCAUCGGGACAUUAGUACCACGGGACUCGGCAUCGACAACAAGGACGCCGGGCAAAGGAGGUCCACACUUCACUUCGCGCUUGACGAUCAAGGCGUAACAGCGAUAACGAGGGCACCGCCGGGAUUCAGUCGAUUGAUACCGUGCGUCGUCGGUGAACGAUGAUAUUUAACUACGAGACGCGUGCCGCACAGUGACAGUCGAUGUGAAGAAGAGAAGCGAAAAACUGUCAGACACCGCGGACACAAAAAUCGAAGGAUGCUGGCAGUUUGAAAUCAGCCGACAACCGCAUCGACAAGACGACGCACGUGAGAGCGACUCUCUGACAGACACCGCAAGGUGAAUAGACACAACGAUGGUAGAUACACAACACUUUUGUCUGCGAUGGAACAAUUACCAGAGCAGCAUAACCUCGGCAUUUGAAAAUUUGCGGGACGAUGAGGACUUUGUGGAUGUGACGUUGGCUUGCGACGGCAAAAGCCUAAAAGCGCAUCGCGUCGUUCUCUCCGCUUGUAGUCCAUACUUUCGAGAAUUGCUCAAGAGCACACCGUGCAAGCAUCCAGUGAUAGUGCUCCAGGAUGUAGCGUUCAGCGACUUACACGCCUUGGUGGAGUUUAUUUAUCACGGUGAGGUGAACGUGCAUCAGCGUUCUCUCAGUAGUUUUCUAAAAACCGCAGAAGUCCUGAGGGUGUCGGGUCUCACGCAACAGGCCGACCAGACCGACAGAGACGAGCUAUCGCAUGUCCGCGCGCUGGCGGCCGGCGGCAAUCACUUGCCGUUUCACGAAAAGUCGGACGAGACUUUCCCUCGCGGCGGCUCGCCACCUACACCGGUAACCCCCACGCCGACGACGGUGCAGCAAUUGCUGCGCCGGGCGCAAAUACGUCGGAACGAGAGACGCACCCCGGACCCACACGACGAGUCGGUCAAGAGACCGAGGGUGCCGUCGCCGCCGCUCAACAACAACGACGCCACGCCCACGGACUUUUCGAUGGUCAAGAACAAUCAUCUAUCGGCCAAGGUCGAGGGCAACGGCGUGCACGACGAGAACAGUCUCGUCGAGGACAAUAUAAAGUGCGAGCCGUUGGAACUGACCGGCGGCAACGGCGGUGGCGGCGCCGGUAACAACGAGGACUCGUCGGAUUCCGGUGCCGCGGCGUCGGAUCGGCCGCCCGCCUCGGCGAGCAGCAACGAGCACGAACCGGAACCGGAGCACACGUCCGCGCAAAACUUUUUGCCGGAGAGCAAGCUCUUCACCUCGACGCCUGGCAGCUUCAACUUCAGCAUGGCGGCACUCACCACCGAUCACACGCCGUUACCAGUGAAAUUUCCAGGGUUGGGCCACACCGCCUUGCAGACACCGGACCUAGCAGGAACUUCGCAAGGCCCGCCGUCGGCGAUCCUCGCGAUGCGACUGUCCCAUCCGCUGCACGGCAGCUUGUUGCCACCAGGAGUCUGUUACACGUGCGACGUGUGCGGCAAGACUCUCUCCACGAAACUCACUCUGAAACGGCACAAAGAGCAGCAACACUUUCAGCCGCUAAACAGCGCCGUAUGCGCGCUGUGCCACAAGGUGUUCCGAACGCUCAACAGUCUCAACAAUCACAAGAGCAUCUAUCAUCGUAGACAGAAAUAGAAGUGAUCGCGGAUGCGCGAUAUGUCUCGCGUGUCUUGCGUGUCUUACGUGCCAAGGGACACCACGGAACGAGCUUAAUAGAGACCUUAAUAGAGAGAGGAGAAUCGUGCGCCAUCCUCGCUCCAGACACCAUACGGAGAAUCGCGUCGUCCUCUUCUCCAACUCUCGCGCGCGCGCGCGCGCGCGAUUCGUUUUGCGCAAAUCGACGCUACUCGAUGCUAUCCCUCGAUUGCCCCCUCGUAUAAUGAUGACGACGGUAUCUUCUCGAAUUUUCGCGUAUGCUCCUGUCUGUCUGUCUGGUUUGUCUUGAUUUCGCUCAUGAUUACGAUGAACCUCUUGUACGACAAGACACAGCACGCUCUACCUGUGCUUCGCUUGUUCUCCUGUUUGCCGAUCGCGAUGGCAAUCGCGAUGGAUUUCCGACGUCGAUUAUCGAACAGACCGACCGGGAGCUAACGGCAAUCGUUGAGCGAGCGAGCGAGCGAGAGAGAGAGAGAGAGAGAGAGAGAGAAAACUCGCGGUGCUCUUUCGAUAUGGCUUGUUGCUACUACGAAAGGUCGUGUACAGGUCGUCUCUACGAGGAAAACUUUGUGACGCGAGAUGAGACUUUUCGACGAUGAACCAACGACGAGAAAAUGCGGCUUUCCAAGUGCUCGCAUGCAACGCAUGAGAUGCGAUUAUUACGUUACGUUACGUCGCGUUGCGUUGCGUUGCGUUACGUUACGUUACGUUACGUUACGUUACGUUACGUUACGUUACGUUACUGUCGCCAUGUCGCUUGUACAUUGGUUGGCAAUGGGUUCGACAUUUGGGACCAGUCAGAGUAUACAAGACUCCGAGUUUGCGGAUCCUUUUUUAGCCACUCGAGCGGCCGUAUCGUAUCGUAAAACGCAGCUCGCGCGCUCACGUUAUUCGCCGAACGGCGCGACGGAGGUUGCGCGCUAAUGUCUCCACGCCCGGUGCGCGCUCGAACUUUCGACUUUUGUCCGGUGUAACAAUUUUCGUUUACUACAAAAGCGAAAACGUGCCGCGCGCUCCGCGAGAUAUAUAUCAGUGCUUCCAAAUACGAGAACGUACGUACGUCGUGUGUGGUAGAUCACGCAUGUCACGCUGUCGCGCGGACUGGAAAUUGCUGCAAUUCUGGAUCGCGUGCGAUUAUUUUAUAUAUUUCUAUUUUUUUAUAUAUACAUACAUGUACACGUGUAAAAUGCUUCGGACGUUACGACAGCUAUCGUCGACAUCGCGCUCCCGAGCUUCCGAAAAAGUUUCGACAAUUCGAUCGGUUGACGAAGAGCGUCGAGAAGAAGUGAGACUGACGGGAGUGCAAUCGAAUGAUUUAGAAAUUAGGCUUCGGUUAAUUAGGCUCCAAGUUGAUCUUUAAGUCGAUUCCCAUUCACGCGUUAACUUUCGCUCGUUUCGGGUCGUUUGUUCUCUCGCGAGAAAGCUCGCGCUUACGCGCUUUUUUCACUCACAAGAUUUACGUAUACUGGCGCGUUGCGGCGUUACGGGACCCGGUGCCAAUGGAUCAAAAUACAAGCGUGAUAUUAGCGCUGCAAUUGCUCGUACUUAUAAACUUGUCUAUCUCUAGAAUACGUUCCUCCUUUACGUUUCGUUUCUUUUUCUCACACUUGUUUUUCCGCCUUUACA
Messenger RNA from Harpegnathos saltator (Jerdon's jumping ant), 4426 nucleotides. It is a transcript of the gene br, whose product is annotated as broad-complex core protein. Gene Ontology annotation, cellular component: nucleus. The coding region runs from base 1499 to 2779 and encodes 426 amino acids. The record is from RefSeq and is a predicted model, not a curated record. Gene Ontology annotation, biological process: regulation of transcription by RNA polymerase II. The transcript is spliced from 9 exons. Gene Ontology annotation, molecular function: protein binding. NCBI's taxonomy places the organism in Eukaryota, Metazoa, Arthropoda, Insecta, Hymenoptera, Formicidae.